Molecule: messenger RNA, 3466 nt
Organism: Bactrocera oleae (olive fruit fly)
Lineage: Eukaryota; Metazoa; Arthropoda; Insecta; Diptera; Tephritidae
Source: RefSeq, a predicted model, not a curated record
UUCAAAGAGUCUCGCAUUAUUUCAUCCUUGUCUCUUAUCUCUGAUUUCAUCCUUGCCUACGGAUAUUUUGUAAAAUGGGCAAAAUAUAUGAGUACGCAAGAUUGGAGAAAUUUCGUAGCAAAGUGUUUAUUAUUUAUCGAACAGAAUAUGAAGAACUAUCAUACACAUUUGACGUAGUAUUAAAGGAAGUAACCGGUGUUUUGCAACAAUUUGACCAUUAUAACAUAACUCCUAAUACAGGCAUUGCAUUGCGAAUACUAGGUCAUUCACCUAAUAAUAUUGCUCUAAUCCUCAGCAUCCUCAACUACAAUUGUUACUUUAUUCCUUUGCAUUUUACAAAUAUACAUUACAACUUCGAAAAUGUGUUAAAUGCACAUGGUGCAACAUACGUUAUAACAGACCUAAAAUGUGAUGAUACCAAAAAUUGCAAACAAAUUGGUAUUUUGAAUAUUAUGGAUAAUGAAAUGUACUUGUUUCAAAACAUAUCUAUGGAUAGAAAAUUAUAUGAUGAGGAUUGUGAUCUUUGCUAUAGUGUGUCAACAUCAGGAACUACAGGACUUCCAAAAAUCGUACAAGUACCGUAUUCCUGUGUGGCACCAAAUAUUUUAACUUUAUGUACGCGGUUAAAAGUAUCGGAAAAUGAUGUAAUAUACUUGUGUGCGCCACCCACUUUUGAUCCUUUUGUUGUAGAUUUUUUUUUGGCACUAAUUUCAGGAGCGUCUUUAUUAAUAUGUCCUGCGAAAUUGAGAUUGAAUUCCAAAAAACAUAUAAAUAUACUAUGGCCUAAACCUCGGGGUGAACAGGUUUUAAAAGGAACAACUAUUUUGCAGGCAACUCCUUCCUUUUUCCGACUAUUCGGAGAAGCUAUCAUAAAAGAAGUCAUAUUACAUGAAAACAAUUCAUUGCGAUGUUUAAUUUUAGGUGGAGAAGAUUUUCCUAGCAGAAAGGAAUGGGAUUCUUGGUUGCCGACGAUACCUUUAAAAAAACGAAUUUUUAACAUUUACGGUACAACCGAAGUGUCUUGCUGGUGCACAAUACAUGAGUGCGAUUUUAAUGAACAAUGGGAAAGAGCUCCUAUUGGUAUUGCCUUAGAUGAUCAGACUACUUUACGCAUAACCGAUACAAAUGAAAAGGAAUUAUUUGGAUCGUGCGAAGGAGAGUUAAAAAUUGGUAGUGCAACUCGAGUGUGUUACAUUCCUUUCACGGAUGGUAUGUUACGACCUAAAAAUAAAAAGAUGCGUUUCCGCAACACUGGAGAUAUGGUGUUCCGUGAUGAAUAUGGGAGAGUAUUUUAUUUAGGCAGGACUGAUAGCGUUAUUAAGCGAAUGGGUGUUCAACUAAAUCUGGUCAUGUCAACGAUUUCAACUCGUCCAAUGGCCAGCACAAACUCCCGACCUUAUCCUCAUUGAAAAUUUGUGGGCUAUUGUAAAGAGGAGAUUGUGCAAAUACCGAACAGCGCCGAGCCUAUGGAGCAGAGUACAAAUCGAAUGGAGAAGCAUACCAAAGAAAAUAGUAUAGAAUUUAGUUGAAAGUAUGCCGAGACGUGUAAAAAAUAAAACCUACAACAAAGGAUUCUAAACAUUUUAAAUAAUAACUGCAGAAAUGUUAAAUGUCUUUGGCAUGAAGAAACGCGUAAAGUAGUUUGUUUUGUGCAAGCUAAUUCAAAUGUUGAUGGAACAGAAUUGAUGCACAUUCGUCGCCUUUUAAUGGAAAACUUGUUGGAAAUAGAACGACCUGACGAUAUAGAAUUUAUUUCGUCAUUCCCUUUAAACGAACAUGGGAAAAUAGAUAGACAUUGCUUAUUACAAAAAAUUACCAACAAAACCUAUACGAUUUCGGCAAGUUCUGAGGAAAUUUUUCACAGAUUUAUUACUGAAGUUUUGGGAGUCGAUUUGAUGAAAAAUAACGCAAGAACCACUGACACAUCUAUAGAAAUGCUGGAUCUAAACAUGUCGUUUAUAGCAGCAGGUGGUACAUCUUUCCAUGCUAUUACGUUGGUUAAUCGUAUUGGAGCGAUAUUGGACCCAUGCGAUCAAAAUGAAUUAUUAGGAAUGCUAGUAAGUUCCCAGCAUUCACUACAAUUGAUUAGGAAUUUCCUUGCUUCGUGCACGUUAUCAAAAGCACAAGUUUUAUCUAAAACUUUGUCAGUAAAUUCAAGCAGUUAUGCAAAAAAACGGUUAAAGUUUCUUUGGCGCACUAGUCUAAAUAAAUGUGUUGACUCAGCACCUUCUAUUGUUGGUAAUAAAUGGGUAUGCGUUGGUUCACAUUCACAUAUUUUAACAACACUUGACAUAAAUCUAGGAGGUCCUAUUGCUGUACUGGAAUUGCCAGACAGAAUCGAAUGCAAAGUGGAGAUUGUUUCAAAUGCAAGUAUCUCAUAUUUAGCAGUAGUGGGUUGUUAUGAUCAAAAUUUAUACGCGUUCAAUUUUACAAAUGGCCACAUUUACUGGAGUAUAGACUUAGGUGGACUGAUUAAAGCUAAACCUUUGGCCUGCUCAGCUGGACUGGUUAUAGCGACAUAUGGCGAAGAGUUUAAUGUUGUUUGUAUUUCUUUGAAGACAAAUAAUUAUAUUUGGCGCAAAAAAAUCGGAACGAAAGGAAUAUUUGCCAACCCUAUUGCUAUUAACUCGUACACGAUGAUUAUUUGUACCCUGGAUGGGAGUUACUGCAAGAUGAUUUUAAAUUCUGGUGAAUUAGUGUGGCUGAGAAAGUGCGAUUCACCGAUAUUUUCGACACCGGUUAUAAUUAGCGAAGACAACGUUGUUAUUUUAGCUGAAGUUUCUGGAAAAGUACACAUCUGCAACGCGGAAAACGGCGAAUUGAUAGAGACAUUUUGUGUUGGAUCUCUUAUAUUUUCUGCAUUGACUAUUUUAGAGGAUAUUGGAAGUAAGAGAAAAGUCUUGUUCGGUUCCUACGAUAAAUAUGUUUACUGUUUACGGUAUCAAAACUCAGUUGAGAAAGGGCGUCGGACAACGUGUAAACUAGAUUUGAUAUGGAAAAAUCAACUUGAAAGGAAUAUCUUUGCAUCACCUUUAGCAAUUUCUUUACAAGACGCUGAGUACGUGUUAUGUUGCUCCACCAGUGGAUUAAUUGCUCUUUUGCACGUCGAAACUGGUGAGAUGAUUACAAAAUAUAAAUUGAAUGCUGAGAUUUUUUCAACUCCUUGCAAUUUGAACAACAAAAUUUUUAUCGGUUGUAGGGAUAACUUUUUGUACUCAUUUAGCAUACACUAACUGAAAAAGUAAAAAAUUUAUACUUAUUAAAAGAAAAAAAUCAAUCUAGUUUUGAUAUAUACUAUAAUUUUAAAAAUUACUAUUUCUAGUAUCAUUCUACACAUUAAUAUAUUUUCAUACUAAACCCCACAAACAAGUAAAUAUAAAGUAUUAAUUUUAUAUUUUAUUGGUGAUUUAAAUAAAAAAAUUCUAAAUCGUGAUCUUUUCGAUUUUAAACAAGAAAAAGAUUGAAA